ACAGGGGUAGUAACGACCGGUCCAAAGUGAUUUUGUCCCCGUCAUCAGCAGGACGGACAUCUCUUGUGCAUCUCACUUCCCACCUAGAUCAUGCAGGCCAUCGUCGCUCUGUUCUUCAUUCUCACCCCAGGUGUUUCGUCGCGCACUUUUACGGUUAUGAAUUCGUGUUCGUAUACCAUCUGGCCUGCUAUCUUUACGGAUUUGAACGUAGGCCAGGCGGUGCCUGAUCACAAUACUGGUUGGGAAGCCCCUGCAGGCAGUUCGGUUUCAUUCAACGUACCAAGCAACUGGAGUUCUGGGCGCAUCUGGGGACGCACAGAUUGCGACUUUUCGAAACAAGGACCAGCUUUCUGCGUUACGGGAGGCUGUAACGGAGGCCUUCUUUGUGAUCCUCAUACCGGAACGGGUGUACCCCCGGUGACCGUAGCGGAAUGGACGUUGGCAGCCGACGAAGGGGGAGAGGAUAACUACGAUCUCUCCGUUGUAGAUGGCUUCAGUGUGCCGAUGCUCGUCACACCCACUGGUGGCUGCAAAGCGCCCAUCUGUGCCGCCGACCUAAAUGCGAAUUGCCCACAGGAACUCGCACUGGCAGGACCAGAUGGAAAGACGGUCGGUUGUAAAUCUGCGUGCCUGGCUGAGACGCCCGAGCAGAAACAGGACUCACCCAACUGUUGUACGGGUUCUCACAAUGUGGCUGCGACUUGUCCUUCCUCCGGAGUGUCCUAUUAUAGCUACUUCAAGGAUGCUUGUCCGACUACGUACGCGUAUGCCUAUGAUGAUAACACUUCCCUUUGGACGUGCCCAGGGGCUACGCAAGCGGAUUAUACAGUGACUUUUUGCCCAUCAGCACAAUGAUAAACUCUUGUCUAUCUGGCUUUUAUAGAGUUUGUCUACUUGUACACCGGGGUCUUGUUCUAUACGGAUAUAUAGCCUUUAGUUGUUAAAAACUCUGUGAUUAUCCGAACGCUCUCUGCAACAUCUGUAAUCGAAGUAUCAAUAUGAAUUUCUGGGUUCUCUGGAGCCUCGUAUGGGGCAGAAAUGCCCGUGAACUCUAUCGUUGGGUGUCAAC
Messenger RNA from Guyanagaster necrorhizus, 1069 nucleotides. RefSeq names its product thaumatin-like protein. The record is from RefSeq and is a predicted model, not a curated record. Lineage: Eukaryota; Fungi; Basidiomycota; Agaricomycetes; Agaricales; Physalacriaceae. The transcript has 12 exons. Bases 91 to 855 code for a protein of 254 amino acids.